This is a messenger RNA of Styela clava, 1039 nucleotides long. Its product is annotated as proteasome subunit beta type-2-like. Gene Ontology annotation, cellular component: proteasome core complex; cytoplasm; nucleus. The record is from RefSeq and is a predicted model, not a curated record. Gene Ontology annotation, biological process: proteasomal protein catabolic process. Lineage: Eukaryota; Metazoa; Chordata; Ascidiacea; Stolidobranchia; Styelidae.
AUGAUAUCACUAUACCGUUAUCGUUUCUCAAUUCACCGCUCGCUAUUUUGAUCUGUGCAGUGAAGUUAUGGAGUUUUUAAUUGGAAUCAGAGGUCCAGAUUUUGUAUUGCUUGCUGCUGAUACUUCUGCAGCAAGGAGUAUUGUGGUAUUUCAACAAGAUGAAGACAAAAUGGUCAAAUUGGGGUCGAACACAUUAAUGGCCGUUUCUGGUGAACCUGGGGACAGGGAUCAGUUCUCAGAAUAUAUUCAGAAAAAUUUAACUCUUUAUAAAUUGAGAAAUGGAUAUGAAUUGUCUACACGAGCCGCAGCUAAUUUUACACGAAGGAAUCUUGCGGAAUAUCUAAGGAGCAGGACUCCAUAUAUGGCAAACCUGUUGAUAGGUGGUGUUGAUCCAGACAUGGGACCGGCACUGUAUUUCAUGGAUUACUUGGCAUCGUCAAUGGAGGUACCCUUUGCUGCUCAUGGUUACGGUUCAUAUUUUUGUCUUUCUAUAUUGGACAGACUGUAUCGUCCAGAUUUAUCCAAACUUGAGGCAGUUGAAAUCUUGGAUAAAUGCAUGCAAGAGCUGCGUAAAAGAUUUAUCAUUCAAAUACCUGCUGUCAGAGUUCGUAUUGUUGAUAAAGAUGGCAUACAUUCUCUCUCUGAAACCCUAGCUGAAAAAGAUAGACCUUCAACAAAAGUUCCUGCUUUUGAGUUUGUAUGAUUUCAAAAAUUGCCAACGUUGAACUGUAGAAUGUUGUACACAUAAUGAAUGAGGAAAGCCAAUUACUGUUCGUUGGCUCCUUAUAUAUGUCCUGUGUCCAGUUAGAAUGAUACUCAUUCCUUAUAAUUUUGAGAAGAAUAUUCAAAAUUCCACCAGUGAGCAGAAUUUUGAUAUUCAUACUCAAAUCCUCUUUAAGCUACACAUGCUUGAAUUUUUGAUAAAAUGCUGAUUCUUGGUUUUCUAAACAAAAAUAUAAUUGAGCCAAUUUCAGUUGAGCUCUGUUCUACUGAUGUUUUGUUAGGACAUCUAAAAAAAUACAUUGAAUCGACUUCUUUG